AUGAGACUCAUAAAAGUGGAUCUCUACAACCUCCGAGUGACUGACGAGUACAUUGACUCUGCUGACCUGGAGCCCGACACGCUGCAGGAGGAGCCCGUGCGGUACCACGAGGCCUGGCAGAAGCUGUGUGGGGCUGAUGGAGUUCUGGUUCCUGGUGGAUUUGGUGUUCGAGGAACAGAAGGCAAAAUUCAAGCUAUUUCCUGGGCAAGAAAACAGAAAAAACCCUUCUUAGGAGUCUGCUUGGGAAUGCAGUUGGCCGUGGUGGAGUUUGCUCGCAGUGUUCUUGGCUGGCAAGAUGCGAACUCGACAGAAUUUGACCCCAAAACUGCUCAUCCAGUGGUGAGUUUAUGGUGAUUUGCUUGUAAUAUC
Manacus vitellinus (golden-collared manakin) is the source of this 369-nucleotide messenger RNA. RefSeq names its product CTP synthase 1-like. Gene Ontology annotation, molecular function: identical protein binding; CTP synthase activity. The coding region runs from base 1 to 354 and encodes 117 amino acids. Gene Ontology annotation, cellular component: cytoplasm; cytoophidium. Gene Ontology annotation, biological process: pyrimidine nucleobase biosynthetic process; CTP biosynthetic process. The transcript is spliced from 5 exons. NCBI's taxonomy places the organism in Eukaryota, Metazoa, Chordata, Aves, Passeriformes, Pipridae. The record is from RefSeq and is a predicted model, not a curated record.